This is a messenger RNA of Penicillium vulpinum, 1191 nucleotides long. RefSeq names its product Zn(II)2Cys6 transcription factor domain-containing protein. NCBI's taxonomy places the organism in Eukaryota, Fungi, Ascomycota, Eurotiomycetes, Eurotiales, Aspergillaceae. The record is from RefSeq and is a predicted model, not a curated record. Gene Ontology annotation, molecular function: zinc ion binding; DNA-binding transcription factor activity, RNA polymerase II-specific. Gene Ontology annotation, biological process: regulation of DNA-templated transcription. The transcript has 2 exons. The coding region runs from base 1 to 1191 and encodes 396 amino acids.
AUGCAGGAUGACCAAUCCUGGAAUUCCACCUGGAGAUCAAUCCCCGACCUCGGUCUUGUCUGGCUUGGACACAUUCGACAUAGUAUGAAUCCCAAUCCACAGCGAAACUCGUGCGAAGCAUGCCGGUCACGGAAGCUCAGAUGCUCAGGUGAAAAGAGCGGCUGCUCUCGCUGCCGUGGCUUAACAUUGACUUGUAAAUUCAAAGAGAAAGGAGUCCCUGGAAGGCCGAGAAAGCGCGUGCGACAGGAGCCAGACUGCGAUUUGCCGAACGGAGAGGAGCGAAUAGGAUCGUCAACCUCCUCUCAUUUCUCGUCCACUGUAUCAGAGGCGACUUUACAUCCUCAUGAUCCCGUCAAUAUGCCAAUGGGUGCCGGUGAGUUCGACUCAUUACCGUAUGAGCUGUCUGGGAACUGCGGAUUCCAUUCCUCUCACUGGCAAAUGCUUGGGAACGGCGAUAUUUGUUCCUUUCCUAUAGAGUUGGUACAAGCAUCACGUCAGACCGGAUUGCACGGACCCGAGAUACCACCAAUAUCAUUAGACGCAUACGUUUUUCCGAUGUCGUUCUCACAGUCUUGUAAAUGCGACGAAGAAGUUUCCGAUCUAGUUCGGAACUUGAGCCGCGCGAAUAUGUCACACGAUAUUGUCCCGAUGCUUCGCACAGGAGUGUUCCUCGCAGAGAAACUAUUAGUCUGUUCUAUGUGCUACGAUGUGUCCAAACCGCCUCGAUUGACGGUUCAAAAUGUGCUCCUCAUCGGUCAGCUCAUGUUUGAAAUAACAUCCGGCUACCAAAAGUACCUCCACUGGCUGAAUAAACACUGUACUGAGCUCGAUGUCAGGAACGAGACGAGAACCGUCUAUCUUGACUCUGGGCAUGGAAUCCCGUCAGAAUUCAAUUUGCAAAUUAGCGGCGAGAAACUCAAAGACCUCGUUGUGCACGGCCUCCAGACGGAUACCGAACGGCUGUUGGUGCUGGGCAAAAGGUUUGCGCAGCGACAACGCAGUCGCCAUAUGGCGGGCCAUGAAGCUUGCCCCAGUUCUGAAGGUCAUUGUCGGAGGAAGGAGGAUGCUGUUGAUCAUGACCCGCUCGAUCUCUGCCCACAUGAUCCGGUAGCGCGGAAGUUGGUGCCUUGUUUCCGUAUCGUUGAUGAGGUUCGCGGGAUGAUCAAGCAAGUUGCAGAUGCCGUUGUAUGA